AUGGUCUCGCCACCGACAAGGCGCCCUCCGCCCAGCAACGGCUCCGCGCUCGGCCCUGUUCCCCCGACACCUGCUGACUGGAUCGAUCAAGACGCCCAGCAAGCGACCCCAACACCUUCGCGGGGCAGGGCUGCUGGCCUGACGAUUGAUACCACCCAGCCUGCCUCUUCGAGUCAGGUCACCGAAUUGACAAGCUCCGCCAGUCUUAGUCGUGCUGGUGCUGUGCGUCUCGACAAGACCAUCGUUCAGAGGCGAGCCGAGAGCCGGACGAGACAACACGAGUCUAUGGACGGCAUCCUACAACCAAUGCAAUUGACCGAUAUUGUGGUCCCGAGUGCCACUACCUUGUCCCGACGACGGACCAUUAACAAAUCUACCCCGAGGAGCGGAGGCAGAACCAUGCAGGACACGCCCCAGACUGGGGGGAGCGACUCUCAACGAGACCCGUUGAGUCUUACACCCAAAGCUCUAGGGUCUGCGCACGGGACUGGUCGGGACAUGGCAACACCCCCUUUUUCACCACGUCCCGGGAAAGCCCCCGCCACUGAUCCUCGAGGUGUUACACCGAAAGCACUCCCAACGCCGCCGCUUCACAGUCGCUCGGCUUCAGCCUCUCAGACUCGAGGCGGCAGAUCAGGCUCCUUGGGUCGGGUUGCGGUGACGCCCUCCGACAGCGCCCCAUCUUCAUCAACAACGGUGCCCAAAACUGUGGUCGUGUCUCAAACAGCCGAUCAGUUCUGUCAGGGGACCAUUGAAAGAUUUGAGGCUUUUGCGGCCAGCGAAGCCGCUGCCACAUCCGAUGGAGACCGAGUCCGGCUUUUUGCAGACUUUAUCGUCAGCGAGUCGAGGAUUCGUCGCGAGCGAUAUGCUUCGGCGAUAGGGGCUAUGGGGUCUGAGAUAUUUGAUCUGACGAGGGAUCUCUUCCGGCCCAUGGCGGCCAGGCGAGAAUCCGGGAUCUAUCCAGGCCAGAGCCAAUUCACGCCGCUGUCAUCUCAGCCCUCUCGAUCGCACCGUGGGUCCAUUGACUCUGCGUACCGAGACAUCGCUGGGCAGUCGAGCUCAGCACCGACAUCUGCCAAUACACCAAGCUCGCCCUUGGCUGGUCCACCAAACAAUGGUACAUGGGCGUCCAACUACAUGCCUUCUCUUUCUCCUAUUCUGAGCCUCAGCGUCAGUGGGAAUGGGGACGGUAGUUCUCGAGGCCGGCCGCCCAGCAGAUGGUGGGAAUCAGACUCGGCAGGAACUGGUGGUCAUUUGAUGGAGAGGUCCAAACGCGAAUCCAAGUACAUGGGCAUGCCAAAAGAAGCCCGCGAGGCUCUGCAAUGGGGAGACAGUCCGGUCCAAGACGAACUGCACACGGGCAUCAGUGAGCCUGAGUUUUCGGCAGGCUAUCCGCCCGAGAAGACGGGUUGGCAUGACCAGGAGUCCGCCCUGACUCCCCAGCCCGUUGGCAUUCGCAGUUCGACGCAGUCCCUCACCUCGUCGGCCUCGCCAACGACCCCAGGUCCAGCACAAUUGGAUAUUUCUCGUCUUGUGACUCUGCCUCCUCCGUAUCCUCGCCACCACCCGGCCGUGAAUAACAACCACCCCGAACUCACGGCGACGCGCACGGCUGUGAGACAGAUCAGCGAUCUUUCCGAAAUCGAACAUGCUAGGGCGCGAUACCAGCAAACGAGCCGCAAGAAGCGGGAAGAGGCCACCAAAGCUGCUUCGGAGCGACGAUCGGCUCUGCGCAGUAACCUUCAACAAGAAAUCAACUCGGGCAAUAUGUCCUUUGCAGAGGCUUCCGCGAUUGAGCAAGAUUCGAAUGAGAGCGAAAGAGAGGGAAUCAAGGACCUGGAAAAGGCCGACUUCGAACAUUUCCAGAGCCAAGUCGUGAUCCCUCUGAACGAGCUCCUCACUGGCCGCAUCACCAAGGCGAACGCGCUCUUUGACGGGCUCGCCAGUCGUCUGUUUGACGACGUGGAAAGCGCAGCGGACAUGCCGCAAGAGGAGGGAGACGACAAGCCAGAACUCCUGGAGAAGUUGACGCUGCUGAAAUGGAUUUUUGAGGCAAGCGAGGUUCUGCAUCGGGCCAACUACGACUUGCUGUCGGACCGCAACGACCGGUACCGCGACGUUGUCGUCACGCCGUACCGGCUUGCGAAUAACCAAGAAAAGGUGCGGUCCGCCGAGGCCUUCUUCGCCGAGGAUGCGGCGAAACGACAGCUGGCCUUUGCCAACGAGGUACUCGAGAGGACGCGGACGUUUCAGAACGUCAUGGAGCAGAACGUCGUGCGCGGCGUCGAGGUACAGCUGUCGGCGUUCUGGGACAUUGCGCCCCCACUCAGCCGGCUGCUCGACAAGGUGCCGGGAGACCUCAGCGGAGGAGGGUUCCGGGUGCAGAUUCCGGCGCAGGAGUACCAGGAGAACCCGACGUAUCACCAGCACCCGUUACAGUACCUCUUUAGCCUUGUGCUGCACGCCGAGAAGAGCACGUACCAGUUCAUCGAGUCGCAGACCAACCUGCUCUGCCUGCUGCACGAGGUCAAGGAGGCGACGGCGCAUGCACAUGCCAAGGUGGUGCAGGACGAGGAGGGCGGCGAGCGGGCGGACGCGCUGCGCCAGGAGGAGGAGAAGAGGCUGACGGAAGACCUCAAGGAGAAGGUGCGCGUCGUCCAGGACCAGUGGCACAGCGCACUGGGCGAGGGCGUCAAGGGCGUAAAGCAGACUGUGGGCGAGUGGCUCCUGCAGACGGGCGGUUGGGACGAGACGCUUGAGGAUGGCGGCGUGGGCAGCGUGUGA
Molecule: messenger RNA, 2784 nt
Organism: Verticillium nonalfalfae
Lineage: Eukaryota; Fungi; Ascomycota; Sordariomycetes; Glomerellales; Plectosphaerellaceae
Exons: 1
Coding region: 1-2784 (927 amino acids)
Source: RefSeq, a predicted model, not a curated record